This is a messenger RNA of Micropterus dolomieu (smallmouth bass), 3392 nucleotides long. Its product is annotated as protocadherin alpha-8-like. Gene Ontology annotation, cellular component: plasma membrane. The transcript has a single exon. The record is from RefSeq and is a predicted model, not a curated record. The annotation marks the transcript as partial. Gene Ontology annotation, molecular function: calcium ion binding. Lineage: Eukaryota; Metazoa; Chordata; Actinopteri; Centrarchiformes; Centrarchidae. Gene Ontology annotation, biological process: homophilic cell-cell adhesion.
CACUUGGUGACUAAAGUCAGAGCCUAUGACGCUGAUAUAGGAUAUAACGGCUGGUUACUCUUUUCACUGCAGCAAGUCACUGACCACAGUCUCUUUGGUUUGGACCGCUAUACAGGACAGAUCAGAACACUUCGCUCCUUCACAGAGACAGACGAGGCUGAGCACAAACUGAUCAUACUGGUCAAAGACAAUGGGAACGUGUCGCUCUCAGCAACAGCUACUGUGGUGGUCAAACUUGUGGAGCCCAAAGAGGCUUUUGCAGCUUCUGAUGUUAAAAGUUCAGCAAAAGAUGAGGAGGGGACCGAUGUGACUUUUUAUCUGAUGAUAACUUUGGGCUCAGUUUCUGUACUUUUUCUCAUCAGUAUCAUUGUGCUGAUUGCAAUGCAGUGCUCCAAAACCACAGACUAUACUUCUAAAUAUCUGCAAGAGACUAAUUAUGACGGGACACUGUGCCACAGCAUCCAGUACAGAUCUGGAGAGAAACGGUACAUGUUAGUUGGACCCAGAAUGAGUAUAGGAUCUACUAUAGUCCCGGGCAGCCACGCGAAUACACUAGUGCUCCCAGACAGGAGGAGGGGAUCUGGAGAGGUAAGAUAUUGAAAACAAUGUGACGUACAAAAUGUCUAUAUGCAUCUCUUUCUCUCAUUGAAUUUUGCCCAAUUGCCUAUUUUAUAUUUAUCAUCUUUCUAAAAACCCUAGUACAUAGAACACUAAUCAGCAGCUCAAACAAACUCGAACAUAGUACAAGUCUGAUCAAUUGUGAUGCUUAUUAUUUGCAUCUGUAGGUUAGUCCGAUUCACAGGACAGAAUUUGCUGUUUCUAUAGCAAGAGAUAUUUGUAUUCCAGCGUAGCAAAAUUUCUUUGUUUUGUCGAUAAGAGGCUCACUGCUUCACACAGUUGUGUCUAUUCUUCACUUAUCACGUGUUUGUCAUUUUCAAGCUGAUGAAAGCUGGUAAAUACCAAACGCUUUGUUCAGAUCUCUAUCCAUGGUGCUGAAAGGGAAAUACUUUCUUGUCUAUACAGAACUUAGUGCACGAAGAAAUUAAAUAAACUAAAUCCAUGGGAUUUUUUAACAACUUAAACUAUUAUUCUUGUGCUACAUCAUUGAGAGACAAUCUACACAUAUUUUGUUUGCUACACAAAGUAAACUGCUUGAGCAGGUGUUUAGAUGCUGUAAAUUUAAAACGCAUAUGGGGCAACUGGGUAUGUUUGUUUUUAAAAUGAGUUAUAUAAUAGCCUUUUACUUUCCCAGUGACCUCUGGGUGUCAGUAUUACAUCGGGAAAUCAUAGGAAACGUUUACCCUCCCCUCAAAAAGCUUUUGUUUGCCCACUGUGAAAACCAGAGAAGGCAUUUGAGUUGAGCUCGCUACCCGAUGGAAUCGUGUUGUGCUAUUUCUACAUUUGCGACAAAAACGGGUUGGAUGCAGACAUUCAUUGCAGCAACGGGUUUUGGUGUAUUAAUGUAUUGUUUUAUAACGAUGGGGUUCGAAACACAAACUAGGAGAACGGUCUGUUCCUGGUUUGCUUUUCAUUUGGCUCUACUGCUGUUUGUCGGAAAACGGGCUUUGGCGGAAAUAAGGUACUCUAUUCCAGAGGAGGUGAAAUAUGGAACUGUUGUUGGAAAUGUUGCGAAGGAUCUUGGCCUUGACAUCACCUCUUUGUUUGACCGACGGUUCCGUGUUGUGUCUGAAUCUAAGGAUGCAUUUUUUGAGGUAAACCAGGACAAUGGGGCUCUGUAUGUGCUGAAGAAAAUCGACAGAGAGGAGCUCUGUCAGGGUAGUGGUGCCUGCUUGACGGAGCUAAAAAUCCUGGUCGAAAACCCUUUGGAAAUACACUAUGUAGCAGUAGAAAUUACUGAUGUAAAUGACCACUCUCCUAGUUUCCCAGAAAAAGAACAAAGAUUUGAAAUAGGUGAACAAAUAUUGCCAGGAAGGCGAUUUCAACUGCACACUGCUCGUGAUCCCGAUGCUGGAAUUAACUCUAUUCGUACAUACACUUUGACUUCAAACGAUCACUUUGAAGUAGACAUCCGUCAAAGUGAUGAGGAUAAAAUACCAUUUUUAGUGCUGAAGAAAUCGUUAGACAGAGAACAAACGGACAAACACACGCUGCUGGUUACAGCAGUUGAUGGAGGAAAACCUCAACGAUCAGGCACACUAAAUGUUUCUAUUAUUGUUCUGGACAGUAAUGAUAACCGUCCAAUGUUUAGUCAGGAGGUUUAUCAAAUUACAAUACAGGAAAAUGUUCCCGUCGGUACUUCAGUGUUUAGAAUGAAUGCCACAGAUCCAGAUGAAGGCAUCAACAGCGAAGUUGAAUACAGCCUUGGAAAAACUCUAAAGAAAAACGUCUAUGAUAUUUUUGAAUUAGACAAACUAACCGGAGAGAUUAGAGUAAAAGGUGUGGUGGACUAUGAAGAAAAUGACGUUUAUAAACUGGAUGUUGAGGCAUCAGAUAAAGGAACACCUCCAUCAGCGGGUGAGUGUAGAGUCAUUAUAAAGAUAUUAGACGUCAAUGAUAAUCCACCGGAAAUAGAAGUCACAUCGCUCUCAAAUUCAGUGUCCGAAGACUCAAAGCCUGGAACAAUUGUAUCCCUCAUUAGUGUGAAGGACAAAGACUCUGGUGUCAAUGGAAAAAUAAUAUCAAGCAUAACCUCAGACGUGCCUUUUGAAUUAAAGCCUUCUUACAAGGAAAACAUAUAUUCAGUUGUCACAAAGGGAUUUUUGGAUCGAGAGGAGGUGUCACAUUAUGAAAUAACAAUAAAAGCCACCGAUUGUGGUGAACCUCCCUUAUCUACCGUUAAAACUCUGAGCAUCCAGAUAUCAGAUGUAAAUGACAACAGACCGCAAUUCUCUCAAAAUACCUUACAGUUUUAUCUGAUAGAAAAUAACGUAGCUGGAGCGUCGAUAUUCUCCGUGAGCGCAACGGACAAAGACUUAAAUGACAACGCAGUUAUUUCAUAUCACAUUGUGAGAGAAGGGAGCCAAAAUGAUAUAAUGUCUUUCCUCAACAUAAACUCUGAAAACGGAGACAUUUUGGCGCUAAAAAGUUUCGACUUUGAAACUCUGAAAACGUUCCAGUUCCAAGUUGUUGCCUCCGAUUCUGGAACUCCGUCACUGAGCAGCAACGUCACAGUGAACGUGUUCAUUCUGGAUCAGAACGACAACGCUCCAGUCAUCCUGUAUCCAGUCAGCUCUAACGGUUCUGCUGAAGGUGUGGAGGAGAUUCCCCGCAAUGUGAACGCAGGACACUUGGUGACUAAAGUCAGAGCCUAUGACGCUGAUAUAGGAUAUAACGGCUGGUUACUCUUUUCACUGCAGCAAGUCACUGACCACAGUCUCUUUGGUUUGGACCGCUAUACAGGACAGAUCAGAACACUUCGCUCCUUCACAGAG